Molecule: messenger RNA, 4543 nt
Organism: Cryptotermes secundus
Lineage: Eukaryota; Metazoa; Arthropoda; Insecta; Blattodea; Kalotermitidae
Product: zinc finger CCHC domain-containing protein 24
Exons: 5
Coding region: 496-1218 (240 amino acids)
Molecular function (GO): zinc ion binding; nucleic acid binding
Source: RefSeq, a predicted model, not a curated record
UCUGCAUCUUAGUUCCCCGACGAGACUUAGUAGGCUUAGUAGCGAGCGAGACUGUAGCGGUGAGGUUAGAGUUUGGUGAGGUGGAGAGCUACAUGACGGGGUGUGCUGUGCAUGUGUUUCGUGAGAGAGAAAUUGUUGUGUGGGCAAAAUCUGAAAAAAUGCAUUGUUGAGAAGUGUCUGCAUUUUGUAUGAGAUGGGCUAAAUAAUGUACGGAAAUUUGCUGGGUUUAACGCUGUGCCGUAUACAACACGCUUCUUGAAAUAGUUCCGAAAAAAAGUGAGGUUGUUUUGUGUUAACAGGAAUGAUACCAUAUUGUUAUCGAAGUGCGUAAAGUGUUAAAAAUUAAAGUACGAAUUUAAAUUAAGAAUGCAGUGAAGUGUUUCUCUGAAGCUUUAUGCAGGCCUGCCACAACAAUUAAACGCGAAGUGACGAAACCGCGAGUGACCCAAUUCGGGCAAGAGUUUGAGAUAAGUUGUAAUCAAAGAGAUUCUGUUAAUGGCCCCCGGGCAUACCGGUGCCACCGCCACUGCCCCCAGCAUGGCGUCGCUGGCCACCAUCGACACCAGCUCCUCGGUAUAUGCACCAACACAGCUGCUGAACUGGGUGUAUCUGACGUUGGCGGACCAGAACCAGACCUCCGCUUCGGACCAAGUCCCAUCGAAGAUUCUACCAGCGGUAUGGAGCCCGUUUCCAACAGCGCAGGCCUACAACUACAACUACUACAGCAAUGGGAGUCUCUCCGGCGGGCUGACAGGCCUCGCCAACGCCCUCAAUGUGGGUCUUAACAACAGCCUCAGUGAGAGUAUAGGCGAUCUCGCGGAACACUUCGCCGACCUGACCCUCAGCAUGGACAGGAAGCCAACGAAGAGACCACCCCCCACGUACCUGUGUCACCUGUGCUUCAAGAAGGGUCACUACAUCAAGGACUGUCCUCAGGCUCGGCCCAAAGGUGAGGGUUUAACCCCCUACCAGGGUAAGAAGCGUUGUUUUGGGGAGUAUAAGUGUCCUAAGUGCAAGAGGAAAUGGAUGUCUGGGAACAGCUGGGCCAACAUGGGGCAAGAAUGCAUCAAGUGCCACAUCAAUGUGUAUCCGCACAAACAGCGUCCUUUGGAGAAACCAGGUGGGCUUGAUGUGUCUGAUCAGUCCAAAGUCCAUCCUCAGCAUUUAUGCGAGAAGUGUAAAAUCCUGGGGUACUAUUGUCGGCGUGUGCAAGUCUAACGCAGUCAUCAAUCUUCACUACUUGAUCAUCAUGCCUACAAGGACAGCACAUGUCCUCUGUAUGUAACAGAUUACAGUGAGUUGUGGACUAGACUUUUGUGAAUAGUCCUGUGUUCAAGACAAGGCCCACCCCAUAUAUUAUUUUUGAGGAAAACAGCAGGAAUGGGUGAGAAAACCAGAUAUUCUAGUUGGCAAACAGCACUGGCUGACAGAAAACAUGAAUGCUGCCAAGAAGUUGGGCUAAUUUUGUCUAGUAAAAUUCAGGUUGAGGUUUGCAUCUCUUUGCCUGCUGCAACUGUGGUGUUUCCAUCAAUAAAAUUGUGCAGCCCAUUCUUUUGUCCUAUAUUGGAUACAACUUGAGCCAUUCCACCGUUCUGCUCGAAUUGCCACGAUAAUUCACAGUUCAUGGAACAAUAGCAGGCUUAACAGAAUACCAUUUCAGAGUAUUUUGAAUUUUACUGGCAGUACUAAGGGGUUAGUUAGUAAUCAGUGCCAAGAGACUCUGGAAUCUUUAAGCCAUUGUAGUUCACAAUGAAACUGAAAGUAAUGUAGCUCUGCAAUGUGAACAGUUAAUGUAAUAAGUAAUUAUUAUAUGUCUAAUCAAAAUUCAUGUAACAGUAAGAUGACAAGUCAUGUUUAUAAGAUCACUUUGGGAACUAUGUUUUGGACAUUAGCAGGAUAUAGGUGGGGAAGCAUGAAGCUGGUAACUCCUGUGGUCUGAGAAUGCUUCCCACAUUUCCUUCAGUCUUUCACAAUGUUAUUAGUAAGGAAAAGCUCUGUAGCAGCAAUGGCCUACAAAAGUAACCAAUGUCAGCAGUUCCACAAAAUUUGUGUCAGGAUUCCUGUCCUUUCAGGCAUUUGGAGCAUUUGUAAACCUGAGAAUAUUAUUAACGGCACAAUGUUCAACCAGCAAAAGGGCUUAACGUUUUCUUUUUGAUAGGGCACAUAGUUACUUAUGCAUGAAGUUAAUUGUGGAAGAAGAUGGAAACUCUAUUGGGUUCGAGGCUUUUACAAUGAUGACAGAGUGUGACUUUCUGGGUUGUAAUUCUUUGUAGUUUGGAGAGGUGUGAUGUCUUAGAGGAGCAUGUUGCCUCCAUCUUCAGGGACAAUGUAAGGGAAGCAGGAAGCCUGAGAGAGCGGGCAGCAUACUCAGCCUGCUGCAUGCUUCUUCUGGUUUCAUGCUUGACUUACGUUUUGACCCUGAAGAUGGAGCUGAUAGGUUCGUCUGAAAUGUGAAGCUCAUUCUGAACUACACGGCAUUAAAACUCAGAAGAUAUGCUCUUUCAGAUGGAAACUAUUCAUAAUGAAAGAAGGGAUAUAUUGACACCCCCUAAUUAUUAAUAAUUUUAUUUAGUGGUUUUUGAGUGCUUCUCACCUGGAGGUUGACUAGAAUGCACUAAUUGCUUUGUAUAAAUUUUUUAUCUCUGCUUCUGCAUUUAUAUUGCUUAUUCCUCCCUCCCUCUCAAAAUGUUCCAUAUGGAAUAUCAGUAUGUAGUCGCAGGUAGGUAUGUCCUUCAUAUUAUUGUUUGUUUCAUUGUAUACUGCAGGCAGCUUUCAGCCCUGGUUCCAUGCCCUUGUAAUCAGUUCUCAGCUGCUGCACAUACGCACAAAGCGAUUUGCCACUUAAUAGAAGCUUAAUGUGAACAUUUGCUGCAGAACGCUACUGGUUAUAUUUUAAGAUGUGCUAAAUAUAGGCUGCUGCUGCCUACAGGAGUACAGCUUGCCCAUAGUCACAUGGCCAUGGGAGUUGGUAUCAUUUUGUGAGAGGAGUUUGAAAAUUAGGAGGGAAUUGUACUUGCAAUUUCUGUGAAUAUACAGAUACUGGACAAAAAACUUAUAUUAAUAAGCGGCUUCAUGCCAUUGUGGUAAAACUUUUUUUUCAUUAUUUAAAUAGUGUUUCAGCUGAUUUGGCUAUAUUCAUUAUAUUUUAGCAUCACCUUUUGAAACUAGAUAUACUCUUGAAAGAGGGAAGUCUUAUUAAAAAAAAAAAAAACAAAGUAACCAGGAGGGAUGCUUACUAAAGAAUUGUUUUGUUUGUUAAAAGAACUAUAUUAAUUUUAAAUGUUGCAGCUACAAAUUUAUACAUAUUCUAGCUAUGGACUUAUUGUAUUAUUAGCAUGUUUCGAGUUAAACCGAAAAGUUCUCUUAAAAGAUCUGUUCUGUUUAUUGUAUUAAUUUACUUGGGGGCCAACAUCUGGGUUAUACCAUAUUCAGUACUAGUUUAGUGCCCCUCUACAGUGGGAUUUAUGAAUGUUAUGUUAUCCUCCACUGUGUAAUGUCAAGCAGUAUUUCUUUUUCUGUGGUGAUGAAAUUUGAUAUUAUUGUUUUAUACAUAUAUUUUAUAGUAGUCAAGCAUGUAUGCCAAAGAAAGAAUUCAGUAUGUGCCAUAUGUUCCUCCUGUGCCUUACAAUGGGACUGUAAGCCAAAGGAAGAGGCAGUAUAGUUAUGUAAAUAUUUAUAUAUACCUGUAUAUUGCCCUGAGUAAUUUUUAUAAGGAGCUUAAACUUUUUGACCCGGUGGGUGUCUGUGUUUAUAUCAAGUGAAGUACAAGUUUUGCUUGAAAUGAAAAGUUGUAUGACAGCAUGUUAUCUGUUGUAAUAUUAGUUUAUUGUUAAAUAAAUGUAGUUAAAAUAUUUUUAUAUUAAAAUGUGAUGAACAGUGCCUUUUCUGUAGUGGAUUUGAAAUCCAUACAGCAGGGAUUAUGAAGCAUGCUGGCAUCCGAGAUGUUUCACCAUGUAGUGCGGUAGAAGUUCAUUGAUGUUUCGGAGGAACAGUGCUGCCUUCUACAGGGUUGAUGAGUAAUUUAAGCAACUAACCAGCAAGAAGCUGGCAGCAGUGAAUUUCUGCUCUACUACAUGGUGUCACAUCCUGGAAUAUGGUACUGUUCAGUGUAGUUUCUGUUACGCGAACAUUACGCAUGUUACAAAACCUGGACUGUGACUUUGACAGAAUACAUUUCUAGUAUCAUUGAAGUUAGAAGUCUGGGUUGCUAAUUCUGGGGGGGGGGGGGUGUACAGAAUGUUCAGUGAUUAAAACAACUCCAAAUUGUGGCCACACUAUCAGUUAUAGAAUAUUGAUACUGUUGCUGCAGCAGUUAUAUCUGUCCUCUGAAACCAACCCUGCCUUGCAUUUUCAAUUAUAUGCUUUUACAAAUCAUCAAAGCAUCAUGAGUACAUGUUCCUGUGUGCAGAAGUCUUCACCUUUAUGAAUGAAGUCAUUUUUGUCUCUGUUACAAAUUGCAUAGAACUAACGGUUUCGUUAGAAGCUAAUGGUUGCUCAUCUACUCAAAAAAUUCCCAACAUUAUGUGAAACGUGAGGGUUCGUU